Girardinichthys multiradiatus is the source of this 4703-nucleotide messenger RNA. RefSeq names its product phosphatase and actin regulator 4b (gene phactr4b). NCBI's taxonomy places the organism in Eukaryota, Metazoa, Chordata, Actinopteri, Cyprinodontiformes, Goodeidae. The record is from RefSeq and is a predicted model, not a curated record. The coding region runs from base 570 to 3215 and encodes 881 amino acids. Gene Ontology annotation, biological process: neural crest cell migration; actin cytoskeleton organization. The transcript is spliced from 14 exons. Gene Ontology annotation, molecular function: actin binding.
CAGACAGCUGCAUUACCACCAGACUCUGAAUCACUUCUCACUGCGAUAGAAACAAGUUGGAGUUGGGGGGUUUUCUGCGAAAGAAUAGUUUUGUCUGAGUUUUCUACACCGUUGGAUUGACACAUUUUAAUGAGUAUUGUCAGAGAUCUUUUUCAAACGGAUGUCUGCUGAACAGGCUGAGUCCUCUACAAUCGUCAUCUGCGCAGCGUGUACACAGGCCCUGCACAGCCAGAGCUCUUAUCCUGCUUCACUGGCUCAGCUGAGCCUCUGUAUCAGAGGCGUUUCUGACAGAACAGUCUGCUGUGUGUGAGAAACGCCAUCCAAGCUGGAUCACAGAGAAGCUGCCUUUAGCAAUGCUUAAUCUGGAUAUUUUGGCAGCUGGUCUGAAUCCUUGCUUUUUUGCCUCGUCCAGAUGAGAUGGAUUUCCUUGCUCCUUGAACCUGGACCUUCUCUGCUUUUAUUUUCCACUGGAACAUGCUUAUCUGGAUGUUCCUCCUCUUUGAUUUGGUUUCUGGGAUACACACAGAAGAGCUGGAUAUUUUGGAUUUCUGAAUGUUGCCUGCUUCCCCAUGGCAUGCUGUUUCAGGUCCCGCCACCAUGGAAGCUGGACGCCUAACUCUCCUCUUUCAGAUGAUGAAACGGAGCAGCACCACAGCACAAUGGUGGGUGAGGGGGGCAGCGCAGGGGACACUACUCCUCCCCCAAAGCGUAAAGGCAAGUUUUCUACCAUUGGCAAGAUCUUCAAACCUUGGAAGUGGCGGAAGAAGAAAAGCAGCGAGAAGUUCAAAGAAACAUCAGAAGAACUGGAGAGAAAGAUGUCGACAAGACGUACCCGACAGGAGCUCAUAGAGCAAGGGCUACUGAAGGAGGUCCCAGAUAAUGAUGGAGAGGCACAAAAUGUGAAACAGUCUUACGUUAAGAAUGGCCACACACUUCCAGUCAGUGGAGGUGGAGGAGUCAUCAGCACUGGGAGGAACCCAGGCAACCAGGUCAAGCUCCCUGGAGAGUCAGACUUUAGGAUGAACCCUGGGAGGCUCACCCAGCCAGAAGACCACAGGGGCCGCUCACCUUCAGACGGAGACCGUCGUGGAGCUUUGUGCUCCGGGAGCACUGGACUGCAUGAAGAAGGGUGGAGAAGUGGGGGAAUGGGGGCACGUGCACAUGGGGAGGGUGAGUGGAAAUCCAACUUGGCCUGGCAAGGACAAAUCCAUGCUCAGAUGGAUGAAGGUAGGCGCGGGGCCAGACUUCACCCGGACGAUGGGCAGAGGAGGCCAGGGCUGCAGAAGGCCCCGUCAGAGGAUGGCAGGAGGAGGCCUGCAGAAGCAGACUGGAAGCCAACGCUCCCUCGACAUGCCUCUGCAGAGGAGGGAAGAACCCGCAGAGAGUCAGACAGCCAUUUUGUACCUGACCCAGAGAUGCUGCAGGACACCCUUCGUGAACCUCUGCCGCCUAAACAGCCAUUUAUGCCUCCCAAGUGGCUGAUAAGUUCCACCCCUGAAACUGGCAACGAGGGUCCACCUCGAACCCCAUCCAACCACCCUGCGAUCCAGUACUCCUCCCCCUCAGCUGGGACUUCCACCAAACCUGUUCGAUCCGUGUCUUCCGCGGGUACCAGCACGCAUCAGCCUGCACCUUUGGCCCUAACGCCCACCUCGCAGGGCACCAAGCAACCUCCUCUCCCUCCACCCAAACCUGUAAACAGGAACAAUGCAGCCAUGCUGGUAUCCGCCCUGCAGGGGGGAGAAAACGCUCAGCUUCCUCUCUACUGGUCCUGCUGGAAGCGAGAGUGCGACUACGACGUCUACCUGUCUCUGCCUGUCUACCUGUGCCGGCGGGCCGGAGGCCUGCGCUCAGUUGACUUCAACCAAGCCACAGGGGGGGCAAGUCUCCAUCCAGCUAAGCCCUCUCCUCCAAUGCCUCCUAAGAGGACAACCCCAGUCACUAAACGCAACACAGCGGACUCUACUCCGAGCCAUCCCGUCAACCCGUCCCCGCUCUCUGUGGAGGACCACAGCAGCCUCCCUGUGGGCUUCCAACUGCCCCCACCUCCUCCAUCCCCACCCCUGCCGAGCCACAUACCGCCCUCUCCACCCUGCCAGCACAUGCACACCCACCACCUCCACCAUCAGCAUUCCUACCCACACCCGUUGCCCCAGCCCAUACCGAUGCUGUUCGAUCCACCAAGCCCGACCGUUGAGUCGCCCCAGCGCCCAGCCCCCGUCCCGCUGCACAUCAUGAUCCAGCGAGCCCUGUCCAGUCCUGGCCCGGCGCAGCCUCAUCCAGAUGGGGCGCAACGUGCGCACGCGCUACUUUUUGAAACCCCUCCAGAGUAUCAAGCAGAUCGCGGUCGACCUCUGCCUGUCAGCAUUCAGCCACUAAAACUAUCUGAAGAUGACUACUCAGAGGAAGAAGAGGAGGAAGAUGAUGAGGAAGAGGAGGAGUAUGAUGGGGAGAUCCCCCAGCCAGAGCUGGAGCCACGGAGUCGUCGCUGCCUGGUCGGUGAUGCUGGUGUUUGUAUCCUUCCCGGUGAAAAUAGUAGUGAGGAGGAGGAAGAUGAUGAAGAUGAUGUGCAGGGACAGCAUGACAUACACAGGGAGGACAGUGAUUCAGACGGUCCUGUGCUCCAUAAAGAGGAAGACUCUGAUGAAGAGGAUGAGCCCCCACUCAGUGCUCUGGCCAGUAGGGUCAAGAGGAAGGACACCCUGGCUCUGAAGCUGAGCAGCCGUCCCUGCGCUCUGGACAGGGACAGGUUCACGCAGGAGAGAAGCAGCAGAGAGGAUCAGCCUCCAGGGCAGACGGGCCUAACCUGGCAGAGCAGGGAGCAGUGGGAGGCUAUUCGCACACAGAUUGGCACUGCGCUCACAAGGCGGCUCAGCCAGAGACCAACUGCUGAGGAACUUGAGCAAAGAAACAUCCUUCAGCCCAAAAAUCAGGCUGACAGACAGGCGGAGGUUAGGGAGAUCAAACGCCGUCUGACCAGAAAGCUGAGUCAAAGGCCCACAGUCGCAGAGCUGCAGGCAAGAAAGAUCCUGCGUUUCCAUGAGUAUGUGGAAGUCACAGAGGCCCAAGACUACGACAGAAGGGCGGACAAGCCAUGGACUAAGCUGACUCCAGCAGACAAGGCCGCCAUCCGAAAGGAGCUCAAUGACUAUAAAAGCACUGAAAUGGAGGUUCAUGAAGAAAGCAGAAUUUACACAAGGUUUCAUCGGCCUUAACAUCCACGCUCUCGGAUAAUGAAGCACUUACGAUUUCUGUGAAAAGAAGCAGCUCCGUGCUCAGAUUGCCUAUUUCCCCACUAUGUCCAGACUUGGCUGUACUGUUUAAUCAAGGAAGAGCCUUCCAUCGCCGUCUCACUACAUCGCUUUUUGCCUGACCCAAGGCGGUGGCGGGCGAGGUCCAGAUGCAAUAUUUCUCCUAGACGACAGGGGGUGUGGGGGGUAGGAGGGGGAGAGUCCCAACAUGCCAACAAGGGAGUGAGGCAGCAAAGGAGCUACACUACAUGGCUUACUCUCACUCUGCUACUGUGUGUGGUAUCCUUCAGGGACUUGGAUCUAGUUAAAACCUUUAAUGCGGCCUCAUUCUGUGUUGCCUUUUUCUUUUUACUGUAUAUGGAAACACUUACUCAUCUUAAUAAUGUAAUAGCAUACAAUAAAAACUGUAAUAAUGAUGAGGACCUAUCAUCCUUCACACAGUAAUAAUAAAUAACGGUGACUGAAGGACCAGAAUGUGAAGAUUUGGACAUUUUCCGCUUUAGGACUUGGCAUCUCUGGGAUAUUGUGUUUUAUAUUGAUUAUGUACAGACUGCUGUUGUUAUAUCUUAGAAUGCAAGUGGGGAAAGAUGUUAUGAUAAAAUAUUAUGUUAUGCACAAGACGUUUUAUUUUAUAAUUGUAAUCACAUUAGUAGUGAAAGCUUUUAUUGGAUCAAUUUUUUAAUUAUUUGGCUUUGCCUGUAUCUGUAGUUGUGAUGUAAGGUGGACAAUUUAGCAUCAAACUAGCUGCAGAAAAAAAGUGCAGAUCAGCGAGGCAGCCUGCAUUUUUAUGCCUGAAGGACUAUAGGAAACAGAAUGUUGCAAUUCACUGCAUGAGCCAACCGGACCUCCAGUGUCAAUGAAUCUGGAAGAUCUAUGUUCAUUUAUACUUUUUUAUGAGUUUUUGUACUUCGUUUUAAAGGUCAAACAAGCAAGCAAUGCAUUCUGUAGCCGUUUUGAAUAAGAUCAUUCUCAUUGUGUCUGUAAUAAGAGCUUAAAUAUAAGUUGCUGUGAGCGUAGAUCAGGGAUUUGUACAACACAGAAAAAAAAAUCAGACAAUGUAUAAACGGUCAACAGGGAGUCAAUUUUGGUUGGAGAAUUUUGAAGCUACAGGUGUGUUUUAUUGUACUUUUGUCUGGCCAGUAGCUUACAGGGUUCUCUAUGCUGUGUACAGAUUCAUAUAGGUUUAACUGAUGCUUCUGUAUAUCUUGUCUUCCUUUCAUUUGGAAAUACAUUAUAAAUAUAAAGGUAUUAUAGGUUGCUAUUUUUUUAAGUACAAAGCAUUAGUUUGUGAUUAAAUGCUACAAGAAUGGGAACAUGAAGGCCUUUCUUUUUCUGUAAAAAAAAAUAAGUUCAGUUUUAAUUGGAUGUUGAAUUGAAUGAGCCGAUGAGUUUUCUUUUUAACUGUAAAUAGUCACAUCUGGAUCUAAAUAAAUAAUGCUAUAAUUCUCUGAA